Molecule: messenger RNA, 2010 nt
Organism: Drosophila kikkawai
Lineage: Eukaryota; Metazoa; Arthropoda; Insecta; Diptera; Drosophilidae
Product: neprilysin-2-like
Biological process (GO): proteolysis
Cellular component (GO): plasma membrane
Molecular function (GO): metalloendopeptidase activity
Source: RefSeq, a predicted model, not a curated record
AUGAAGAGAAUUGUACAGAUUUGUUGCCAGCUGCUGCUGCUACUUGGCCUUGCUGCAGGAUCUCGGAUACCUAGAGCUCCCAAUGACACCACUGCCAAUGACUGGAUCCUGGACUACGUAGAACGACACAUGGACAAAAGCGCCAGUCCCUGUGAGGAGUUUCAUCGUUACGCCACUGGCAAGUUUAAAGGAGAGGACGAACAGGACGAUAUCUAUUCCAUUCCCGAUACUAUGAUACUACAUUUCAACGAAAGAUUGCAGUCCGUCCUUGAUCAGCUGAAAGAUCAAGCUUUCACCGAGGCAAACUCAGUAGAGGAGAAGGUUUGGCGCUACUACAACACCUGUCUGACGGCACCCGAGUCUACCCGCUCACCAAGGCACUACCUGGAGCUGGUCUCCUCAGAUGAGAAUCUUACAUGGCCGCAGUUCGCUCAUCGGAGGAGUAAGUGGCCCCAGGAGGAGUUCAAUUGGCUGCAAACCCUGGCCCAGCUCCGUCGCUACGGUAUGGAGAAUUCCAUAAUCAGGAUGAACGUAGUGCCGGACGCCAAGGACAGCACCAAGUUUCUGGUGACUGUAAUUACUCCCGAAGUUGAAAAGUUCCUGAAUGUUGACAUCAUCUCUGACCUGCUGAUCACUAUCGGAGUGGACAGGAGCCAGGCUCAGCCUUUGGCCAGCAAACUAGUUCAACUGGACACGGAACUCUAUAAUUUCACCGCAGAGAACAAGGAAGAAGCGAGGUUAGACGAGGAUGACUUCACCAAUGCAGUGUACACCCUGGACGAGCUGCAAAACCGGACGGGACUGCAUCUUGAGAAAUAUCUCGAGAUAGUCUUUGGCCGCCCCAUCAAUGGGAGCUUUGAGGUCGAGGUGUUGGGGACUAAAUAUCUGGAGGGUCUGGAGGAGAUUCUGCAGAAGUACGACAGCGAUGUGGUGGCCAGCUACCUUAUGGUGAAGUUUGUUCACUUUCUAAUGGCUCUGGAUGGCAGUGAGCCAGAUGGUGAUCCCGGAAGGUGUCUUGAUGCUGUGCGUUUUCAUAUGGAACAAGCCGGCGAUCUCCUGUACGAAGACCAUUACCUGAAACCUGAAAAGCUGCAAAAGUACACGGCGGAAGUCCAGAGGAUCUUUGAGGCCAUUAAGCAGAGUUUCAAAGACAAAUUGGAAAAGAAUCACCUGCACUUGAGCCCGGCGGAAGUCGCUGCUCUCAAGGAGAAACUGCUGGCCAUGACAGUAACCGUUGGCAUACUACCCAGCAAAGCCAAUCAUCGCCGCUUUGUCACCGAUUUCUAUCAGGGUCUGGAGCUUGACUCGAAGCCGGACUUUGCCAAAGCUCAGCUUGAGGUCUUAAAGCUACGAACACGACGAGUGCUGGACCAACUGAAUGGCGCCUAUUCCAAGGACGAAGGCUUCUUCCAGCUCUACGAUGAAAUCUCCAACAACAAUCCCGUGCCCUGGUUCGAAGUAAGCGGAAACACCAUCAUCCUGGCCAUUGAAAUGCUGCGGGAGCCGGUCCUGGCUACUAAAGGGCAACAUGAUGUCUUCAAGGUGAGCCUGCUGGGUUACCUGUUGGCCCGCAAACUGAUGGAGAACUUCACACCGUACUUUUUGCCCUUUGACGGCAAAGGAAACUAUGGAGAAGUGUUGCGUUCCUUCGAGAACUACCCAAGCUAUGUGGAUGCCCUCGCCUGCUUGAAUGCCACUCAAACUAAGAACCUAGCCAAGCGGGUGAUAGAUGUGGUGAGCCUUGGAAUCGCCUACGAUGCUUACUUUGGAGAGAACUCCCAGUUUGACCAGAAGCAGCCGGACUUUACUGAGGUGCCGUUGAAGCAGCUAUUCCUGCUCAGCGUGGCCCAGUGGUUUUUGGGUGAUGCCAAGUAUCUGGAUUACGGAGUAGCAGACCAGGAUGAUGUGCGUCUCAACCAGGCAAUAAGAAAUCUUCCUUACUUUGCUGAGAUUUUCAACUGUCCAACAUCUGCGGUCCUGAAUCCAACAGACAAGUGCCAGGUCUGGUGA